AUGAUUACCAAGGCUCAAUGCCACAUUUGUCGUGGAGGACCAUUUGUCCUCAAAACUCUUUACAAUCAUCUACGCGAGCAUCUCGGAUGCACUGAGGAUGUGAUUAAUGAAGUAAAGAGUUCCACAAAGAAAGCAAUUCAUUGUGGCAAAAAAGAAUUCGGGUGUGAGGCAUGCCCACAAGUAUUUUAUAGCGCUGAAGGCCUAAGAAAGCACAAAAAGCUGAAACAUUCAAUCAGUGGUACACCAGAAGAGAUAAAAUCCCCGGUCUGUCCUGAGAAAACAAAAAGUCUCCAGAAUCUCGCGUUGCACUCUGCUGAGCACCAUGGCAGUGAAGAUGCCAGUUUUGAACUGAUCGACAAAACUUUUCAUUCAUGGGAAGAUUUUGAGGGAGAUGAUGUACAAAUGGCUAACGAUCUGUUCAAGGCAGUUCUCUUCGAAGUCAAUGAAGCAAAGUUCGAGAGCUACCUCUACGCUUGUAUGUCUUUUCUAGCGUCCAUCGAUGCCCAGGACAUGAUAAAUGUAAACUCCCACUGCGAAAGAUAUGGGGUCUGCUCAUACCAGUUUCAAUGUUCUUGCUCCGAAGCCUACAAAGCCGGCGUUUCCUGCGUGCACUUACAUGCUGUAGCAACUUUUGUCGAAGAAGCGUCCGCGCUUCACCGACCUAUUCGACAUUACCUGGCAUCCAGCGAAACACCGCUGUUGCGUGAAAGUGAAAAUGAUGACAAUUGCGAAGCCGGGUCGGAAGGCACCGGAACCAUGCCUCCAGAAAGCAUAGACAUUGCGGACGAAGGUGCUAAUGAAAAUGAGGAGCCAAGAGACAUAUUAGAAGAAGAUAGAACAAAGCAGACGUAUCAGCUCGUUGAGGGGAGAAUUUCCGAUCUUUCGGAGUUGAUGCGAUGUUGUCGUAGAGAAGGACAGUACGAAGUGUUGGAAGAGUGUGCGAAUGCUCUUUAG
Molecule: messenger RNA, 954 nt
Organism: Cylicocyclus nassatus
Lineage: Eukaryota; Metazoa; Nematoda; Chromadorea; Rhabditida; Strongylidae
Source: the annotation of a GenBank genome assembly